UUCUUGUGGAUCCAGUUCAGAUUAUUGCAUUUGCUUUGAGUGACCCCAACACUUGGCCAGGGUCAUAUCUGAUUAUUGUGUCAAGUGUAUUUAUCCUUAUUGCUCUUCAUGUCGAAAGAUCGCUGUCAGCGCUUUCAAUCAGUGAAAAAAUGGGAUACACUAUGCAGAUGAUCAAUCUUGGAGCAAUUCUGUUUAUUCCGCUAUUUGUGCUUAAAGUGUUGACAACAUCUACUGCAGUUGGAUCAGCAAUGGUAUUAACAUUGCACAGCAUCAUUUUCAUGAAGUUGUACUCGUAUCAUGAGGUGAAUAGGUGGCUUCGUGAAGAAUGGGCUCCUUUAGGUCUAAAGUCAGCCAUGAAACAGCCAGGUAUUACAUCAUGUGUAUUUGAAAAUAGAGAACGUAAUGGUAAUAGGAACAACCUUGAUGAAGUAAUUACUUAUCCAGACAACCUGACAGUAAGAGAUAUUUACUAUUUUUUGUUUGCUCCAACACUCUGUUAUCAAAUGAAUUUCCCAAGAUCCGCAAAAAUACGCAUACGUUUCCUUCUGCGACGUCUAUUUGAAAUGUUUUUUUUAAUUCAUCUUUUUGUUGGACUGCUUCAGCAGUGGGUUUUACCAGUGACUCAACAUCAAAUGAUGCCGUUUCUUGAGAUGAAGCUGACUGUAAUGGUUCACCAGCUGUUUCUGAUAGCGAUACCAAAUCACUUCAUGUGGAUCAUAUUUUUCCAUGGCUUCUUUCACUCAACUUUGAACCUUCUUGCUGAGCUGAUGCGAUUUGGAGAUCGGAGGUUUUAUCGAGAUUGGUGGAACUCAGAGACUCUCAUUUACUUCUGGUCAAAUUCAAAUAUUAUUUUUCACACCUGGUGCAUGAGACAUAUUUAUAGACCACUGGUUGAGAAUGGUUAUUCAAAAUGGGAAGGACAAGCCUCAGUAUUCCUAAUAUCAACAUUAUACCAUGAGUAUCUGCUUGCAGCGCCACUUGGCAUGUUCCGUUUCUGGAUGUUUCUGGAGAUGAUAUUUCAGGUUCCCACUGCUUGGAUUCUAAAUAAAUAUUUAAGAGGACUCUAUGGAAAUGCAAUUGUGUGGAUUUGCAUUAUUUUAGGCCCUCCUUUACUAGUGCAUAUGUACAUUCAUGAUUACUAUAUUUAUCUAGAACGUAAGGCAAAUGCAUAA
Molecule: messenger RNA, 1172 nt
Organism: Amblyraja radiata (thorny skate)
Lineage: Eukaryota; Metazoa; Chordata; Chondrichthyes; Rajiformes; Rajidae
Product: diacylglycerol O-acyltransferase 1-like
Exons: 14
Coding region: 150-1172 (340 amino acids)
Biological process (GO): triglyceride biosynthetic process
Cellular component (GO): endoplasmic reticulum membrane
Molecular function (GO): diacylglycerol O-acyltransferase activity
Source: RefSeq, a predicted model, not a curated record